AUGCCACGCAAGACAACAGGCUGCUGGACAUGCAGGGCUCGCAAAAAGAAGUGCGACGAUGCCCGUCCGGCCUGCUCAUCUUGCAGCGCACGUUCGAUAACAUGCUACGGCUAUGAUGCAAAGCCUCCUUGGAUGGAUGGCGGUCCUGCUGAGAAGGCCAUGAUGGACACAAUCCAGCGACGCAUCAAAGAAAGUUACAGGCAACGGCGUACUCGCCGGAGCAAAACCGCCGCUAUCAGUGACCUCUGUCUUUAUCGGCCUGACUUUGUCUUGGGAGCUACGGAUGGUACGGCUUUCGUGGAGUCUCCGUCGCCGACAUUGUCAUUGUGGCCCCAGCAAAGCUCGGUCUCGACGGCCGACAGCUCUCCCCAGCUGCUAUGGCGCACCACACCUCCGUACGGUGAGGUCUCCGGCCUUGCGAUCAGGAAGCCUCAAGAUCCUAGAAGAAGCAAUUCCAGCCUGCUCUAUUCUAACUCCGCUUACAUAUCGAACCGACGUAACCCUGAGCCCAGCCUUCCUCUCUCGACUCCCACCCCCUUCACUGAAUUUGACCUCAAUCUGGUGAUGUACUACUUGGACCAUAUUUUUCGACGUAUUGCCCCCUUCUACGUAUAUUCAGGAGCAAACAAUGGCCGAGGCUGGCUUCUCAACCUUUUUCUACGCACUCGCCCUCUCUAUACGGCUGUCAUUUGCCUGAGUGCGUGCGACAAAGCGCAGUUCUCCCUUGGACCGCUUACUGAAGUUCCACAACCCUACCACGAGCUGGAGAUGCAACAUCUGCAAAGCGUAGCUGAUCUGCGCGACCAUCUCGACCAACUAGCCAAAAAACCAGCUACUAAUCAGAUGGCAGCCGGCGUUGAGGCGCUCGGUUGUAUCGUUCACCUUAUAUUUUUUGAGCUCUGGAUUCCCAGAAGAGGGCUCGACGUCACCGAUUGGCCAAUGCAUCUCGACGCCGCCAGUGCUCUUUUAUCAACCCUUGACUUAGCCUCUCGCCCCUCCAGCCCAGGCAAUGGAACUAUAACCCCUAUACCUGCCUCCCCAUCCGAAGACUUCGACGACCUUCCGGAGUCCAAUAUUCCCGUUCACCUUCUCUCCGAUGGCGAACAGUCUGCUUUCAACUUCUUCCUCGAUUGGUACACGUACAUGUUCAUCUGUUCCACAGCUAGCUUUGGAAUGACUUCGCAAUCCGCCCAAGCUAUCACUCGCAUCAGAGCUCUCUAUCGGCCCCAGAAAAACAGGCUCAGAGAUAUGCGCGGCUGUGAGGAUUGGGUCCUCCUAACCAUUCUCGAUAUUGCCGUCCUCAAAGACUGGAAGCAGAAAGCCUCACAGGCUGGGACGCUUAGUCUUCGAGAACUGAGCCGCCGUGCCGCCAUGAUAGAGGACAAGCUCCAAGAAGGUGCUGCGCGGUGCGCUCCAACGCCCUGCUCAUCCUCGACGCAAUGCGAAGCUUUCCACUCUACACCUUAUCACAGCACUGUGGAUACUAUUUCGACUUCAACUCCAAAUUCGUGCCGGCGUAAAGAAUUCCAAAUGAUGACCAACACAUUUCUUCAUGCAGCCCUAUUAUUUCUCCACGUCGUCGUCUCGGGUUUUCACCCAAAUAUCCCGGAAAUUCGAAACUCUGUUCUCCAGACCUUGGGCGCACUCGAGUACAUGCGCGCCCAUUCGACACAAAACAUUCCUGCUUGGCCGAACUGCGUUGCUGGAUGUCUGGCCUUGGAAUCAGAGUAUCCACGCUUCCGUGCACUGAAUCCACCACCUGAAGAAGGAAAGCACCCCCUGGUCAUUACAAUGUGGACACUGGAAAUCCUAGAGGAAUGUUGGAAGAUUCGGGCAUCCCAGGCAGAAGGGGAAGAGACUUGUAGUUGGAUCAGGGCUAUGAAUCAACUAGGUACUCGACUAUUGUUGCUGUGA
Molecule: messenger RNA, 1914 nt
Organism: Exophiala spinifera
Lineage: Eukaryota; Fungi; Ascomycota; Eurotiomycetes; Chaetothyriales; Herpotrichiellaceae
Exons: 2
Coding region: 1-1914 (637 amino acids)
Biological process (GO): positive regulation of transcription by RNA polymerase II
Cellular component (GO): nucleus
Molecular function (GO): DNA-binding transcription factor activity, RNA polymerase II-specific; transcription cis-regulatory region binding; zinc ion binding
Source: RefSeq, a predicted model, not a curated record